AACAAAUUUAAAUUUCACCUGCCUACCUGCGGAUCCGGUCACCAAUUAUUUGUACGCCUGAGGAACCCGAACAGCGAGAGGCAACAAGAAGAUACUCUUGGCUAUCUGGUACCGGCAGUACAAAUAAUUGUGAGGCCAGUCCGAUGGCACAAAUCGAAAGCUGUUCCACAGAGUGAAAGAGUUUUGAAAGCAUGAUGAUACUUGACAAAUCAAUUCCACUACUCUUUCUGUUGGCGGCGACUUCUUUGCAGGUCUCCGCCAAUGAAUGGGCAACCUUCAACGUCAACCCUUCCGGGAGUAAUAUCUCCAGCGUGGAUGACUUGAAAGCUCACCUCUUUGCCAAGGAAGUUGGAGACGAGUUUGACCUUGAUACUGUCAUCAACGAGGAGAUGUCGGCUUUGCUUACCAAUGCAAUCAACGCCGACAAUGCCAUGAACUUUACUUACAGGGCAUGGCGGAACGCCUCUGAAGCUACUUCUACGGGCACUGCAUUCCUCUGCAAACCUCUUGACUGUGACAUCGUCAUUUUGGGCAUGAAGGCGUGUGAUAUUGCAGCCGAUGAGUGUGCCGCAGCUGCUGCCUACAACGGCCAAGAAUGUGCCUCGUUCUACUUCUUGAAUCCAGAAAUUCCGUUCUUACAAGGCGCAGCAGCGGACUGCUCAGGGAUCUCAUCGGAAUAUCCCGAAUGUCGUGCACAGGAUGAUAAGGUAGACGAAUUCAGUUAUUUGGGGACCUGUACCGUUUGGAUCGCGAAUCUGAUGGACACACCGACGUAUUCUCCGGUCGAGGAGGACGUCGAGGAGGAAACGGCUUCAUCAACCUCAUCAGGGGAGAGUCCUGCUCCAACACCCGCUCCUGGAGGCACUUCAUCAACCAGUGCAGCAGAUCAUCUCGUUCUUUUGGUCCCAUUGGCUGCUUCUAUGAUUUGUAUGUGCUUUCUUUGAGAUGCAUUGAGGAGAAUUAUUAGUGCUUCUGUGGUUUUCUUUGGCUUUGAGUUGACGGAAUGAGUGUAACAAUGAAGAAGAUAAGGGAUCGAUUCGAUUUGAUUGAAUCAUUCGAUUCGAUUCUGCCCUUCCAAUAUGGUGGAGAUGUACGUGUACCGGUACAGCCGCAUGCAUAAUCUAACUAAGAAUGGUUUUGUGUUCUGGGACGGAGGAUGCUGGAUGCAACACCGAU
Seminavis robusta is the source of this 1176-nucleotide messenger RNA. Lineage: Eukaryota; Bacillariophyta; Bacillariophyceae; Naviculales; Naviculaceae. The record is from the annotation of a GenBank genome assembly.